AUGGACGGUCGUUCCCCCAAGAGGCAACGCCGAUCCGCCCGUCCAAAGAAAGAUCCGCCGGGGGAACAAGAUGCACGGCCAACCUCCCUGGACCCGUCGAGCCGUAACCCCGUCGCGCUCUCGUCGCGCCCCGAGACGACCAAUCCUCGCGCGCGUGCGAGCCAAACCCAACUCCCCAGAGCUCCCUCGUCCUCCCCUUCGCCGAAGAAAACGAGCUCACCCCCCAAGACAACGCGAUCGAAGUCCCUCCACACAUUUUUCCAGCCCGCAACGGAGGCGCAGCGAUGGUCCGCGCAGAAAUUCGAGUCGAAGCGCCCGCUCGCCGCCGCGGAGACCACCCUUGAUGCCGAUUUGAUCGAAGACGACUAUGAUUCCUACGAUGAGAUAUUUACACAACACCUGGCGGCGGGAGAGAAAUCAUAUUCGCCGAUUGACUCGCCUGCUUCCCAUGGCCCUAGCCAAGCACGACGGCCAGCGCCGAAAAAGACAGUCGCGUCGCGGCCCAAAAGUCAUUCUUCCAAGCGCUUUCUGAUGCCACCGGAGUCCAAGAGCGGCCCCCGUCGACAGUCGCCUGUUCCAACUUCGAUAAAGGUGGACCAACGCCCGUGGGCACAGCGUUUUGGGCCGUCGAGUUUGGACGAGAUAGCGGUUCACAAAAAAAAGGUUUCUGAUGUUCAGAACUGGUUGGAGGAUGCAUUUUCAGGGAGACGGAGGGAGCGAUUACUCGUCUUGCGAGGCCCUGCCGGAAGCGGCAAGACAACCGCCAUCGCGCUUCUUUCCAAGACUAUGGGCUUUGACCUAAUUGAGUGGCGAAAUCCGUCGGUCUCUGAAUUCGCUGCUCACGAUUACGUUUCCGCGAGCACCCAUUUUGAAGAAUUCCUUGGACGUGGAGACCGGUUUGGGGGUCUUGAUCUUGAGGAUGCGGUUGAGUUGAAGGAGAGCCGUGAUGCACGUCCUCGGAGCCGCCGUGUUCUUCUUGUUGAAGAGUUUCCAACAAUACUCAGCCGAAAUUCUUCCAGUCUCGCUGCCUUUCGCUCCUCUUUGCAGCGCUAUGUCGCCGCCUCCACUGAGCAUUCCUUGGGUGGGUGGAUGCACCCGCCCGUUGUGAUGAUUGUAUCAGAGACGCUGCUCAGUUCCGCAACGUCUAUCUCAGAUAACUUAACCGUGCAUCGGUUGCUCGGUCCCACGAUGUACAACCACCCUGGUACAACAAUCAUUGACUUCAAUAGUAUUGCACCAACUUUCAUGCAGAAAGCUUUGCGAUUGGUGCUCGAAAAAGAGGCUCGAACUUCCCAGCGGUCUUGUGUUCCUGGUCAGGCAGUCUUGGACAGGAUUUCUGAGACUGGGGAUAUUCGCAGCGCCCUGUCUUCUCUUGAGUUUCUCUGCCUGAAAGGCGAUCAAGCAGGGAAAUGGGGUGGAAGUCUGGCUAAGGCGAAAAGGUCUCGGGGAGAGUCUACCCUGACCCCUAUGGAGCAAGAGUCCCUGGAGAUGAUAUCGCAGCGAGAGACGAGCCUCGGGAUGUUCCACGCCGUGGGCAAGAUUGUCUACAACAAACGCCUGGACCCAAGUCUGAUGCCUGGUGAUGUUGCAAUUCCUCCAUCGCCACCGGGUUAUUUAGCUCGCCACCGUCGAUUCAAAGUCUCGCAGGUUGCCGUCAAUGAACUACUUGAUGAGACAGGUACUGAUAUAUCCACAUUUAUCUGUGCCCUUCAUGAGAAUUACCCGCCGUCCUGUGACGGGGAUUUCUUCACAGACAAUCUCAAUGCGUGCAUCGAAGCGCUAUCCGAUAGCGAUAUUCUCAGCCCCGAUCGCAGACCUUCACAGGGUGCAAGGACAGGCAUUGGCGUUGGCGCGACUCCUUUCAAUGCCGGUGUCGAUAUGCUCCGGCAGGAUGAGAUCAGCUUUCAGGUUGCGGCGCGCGGGCUUUUGUUCGCUCUUCCGUACCCCGUCAAAAGAAAAAUGGCUCCAGGGAACGGACGAAGUCGCGCGGGCGAUGCUUAUAAGAUGCUCUACCCGGCUUCGCUGCGACUAUGGAGGAGGACCGAGGAAAUUGACGGCCUCGUCGACUCGUAUCUAACACAGAUGCUCGAUCCUUCCGGCCAAACGCAUCUCCUUUCUCGUGGCCUGGGCGCUGCUACCGAGUCCACCGGUGUGAAGUUCUGGAAAAGCCUUCGAGUUGGGUAUUCGGGGCUGGAGACCGACGGUUCCCUGAACUCAGCUGUGACGAUGAUGUCGCGACCUGACGCGCUGCUUCACCAGCUGCCUUACAUGGCUCAGAUCCGUCGCAAAGAGCCUGAUGGCUGGCAGUUGAAUCAAAUAACCAGCAUCCAGGGCGGGCGUCUAGGCGACGAAGCCGACGAAGAUGAACCAGUCCCCGCACCGCCGCGAUCACAACCUAACCGCAAGGGCUUUGGGUCUCCAGGACCCAAAUUGGAAGAAGAAAAACUCAUUCUCAGUGACGAUGAUAUUGUGGACGAUUGA
Messenger RNA from Penicillium canariense, 2481 nucleotides. RefSeq lists its product as uncharacterized. NCBI's taxonomy places the organism in Eukaryota, Fungi, Ascomycota, Eurotiomycetes, Eurotiales, Aspergillaceae. Gene Ontology annotation, biological process: DNA damage checkpoint signaling; DNA repair; mitotic DNA replication checkpoint signaling. Gene Ontology annotation, molecular function: chromatin binding. The record is from RefSeq and is a predicted model, not a curated record. The coding region runs from base 1 to 2481 and encodes 826 amino acids. The transcript has 2 exons.